GAUCAUGGCUUCCAAGGCUGCAUCAUCAACUGCCCUUCUCCUUAUGCUCAACAUCCUCUUCUUCACUUUGGUCUCGUCUACCUAUUGCCCACCACCACCACCACCAAAGUGUACCCAUUGCAAACCAUCACCUUCACCACCAAAGUCACCAUCAAAGUCACCACCAAAGUCACCUAAGUCACCACCACCACCACCACCAAAGUCAUCUAACCCACCACCAUCACCACCAAAGUCAUCUAGCCCACCACCACCAUCGUCUACCGGUUGCCCUAUAGACACCCUUAAGCUGGGUGUUUGUGCCAACGUGCUGCAGAGCUUACUCAACGUAACUUUGGGAACCCAACCCACUAGCUCUUGCUGCAGUCUCGUUCAGAAUCUGGUUGAUCUUGAUGCGGCUGUUUGCCUUUGCACUGCCAUCAAGGCCAAUCUCUUGGGCAUUAACCUUAACGUCCCUGUCUCCUUGAGCUUGCUUUUGAAUUAUUGUGGAAAGAACGUCCCAUCCGGCUACCAGUGCUCUUAGGCGUACGCGUGUGUGUGUGUGUGUCACCUUAUUAUAUC
Telopea speciosissima is the source of this 558-nucleotide messenger RNA. Its product is annotated as pEARLI1-like lipid transfer protein 1. The transcript has a single exon. Bases 5 to 520 code for a protein of 171 amino acids. Lineage: Eukaryota; Viridiplantae; Streptophyta; Magnoliopsida; Proteales; Proteaceae. The record is from RefSeq and is a predicted model, not a curated record.